AUGGCUGUCGCCGAAAAGGGCCAGAAGCCAGGCAUGGCCAAAAGAAUCUUUCUCAUGCUUGCACCAGAUUCAGCAAAGGAUGACGAUGGUCGCGAUAACUUCAACUCGCGCUCGCAAUUUGUCCUCUGCGCUAUGGGCGGUGCCGUCGGUUUGGGAAACCUGCUGCGCUUCCCCUCUGUCGUUUUCAACAACUAUGGUCUGCAGUUCUUCAUCCCCUACGCCGUCGCGCUUUUCCUCAUCGGUAUUCCCAUCCUCAUUCUCGAGAUCACCCUCGGUCAGGCCUAUCGUGGCGGGUGUGUUAUUGCAUGGAACAAUGUGAACCAUCGUGCCAAGGGUAUCGGACUGAGCAUGGUGUUCAAUGGCUUUAGUGUCGUUGGAUACUAUGUUCCAAUUCUGGCGUGGGCUAUGACUUAUUUCAGGAUGUCGUUUCAGAGUCCGCUGCCUUGGGCUGGAGAGGACACCGAGGAUUUCUUUAGCAAUAGGGUUGUUCGCAACAUUCCUGCUACGGGAGGUGCCGAUGACGGCGGUGGUCUGAAGCAUUAUCCCGGCCGUGGCAUCGUUGGUGAGACCUUUGGUUGGUGCAUCAUGAUCUGGUUCGUCGUGUGGAUGUGUACCUUCAAGGGUGUCGGUCUCACUGGCCGUGUCAUCUACAUUACCAUGGCCCUUCCCCUCAUAAUGAUUGGUAUUCUCGCCAUCCGAUCCCUCUCCCUUCCCAACGCCUCCGAUGGCUUUGCACUAUAUGUUGGCAUGUGGCGAAGCGAGUCCCUCGAGGGUCCUCGCGUAUGGCAAGACGCCUUUGGACAGAUGUUCUUCUCCAUUGGUGUCGGCUUCGGCUACUUCACCUCUUACGCCUCUUAUAACAACAAGUUUGCCAACGCUGUUCAAGAUGCCUUUAUCAUUGCUCUCAGUAACUCUGCUAUCGAGAUCAUCUCAGCUUUGGCUGUCAUGGGCGUUGUAGGCUACCUCGGCAUCAAUCCCGGUGAUGUCGACCCUCUGUCUACCUUCAGCUCUGGCUUCUUCUACUACCCUCGGGCUUUGGCGGAGAUGCCUGGAUCUAACUUUUUCUCUGCUCUCUUCUUUAUCACUCUGGUCCUUCUUGGACUUACCUGUGUGUUUGCCCUCGCCGAGGUUCUUGUCACUCUCCUCUGUGAUACCAACAUGGGCCAGCGCAUUCCUCGCUGGAUCAUCUCUACCUCCGUCAUCAUCCUUGGUGCUCUUACUUCACUCAUCUACAGUAGUGAAUUUGGCUUUAGUGUCCUCGAUGCUGUCGAUGCCUUCGUCAACGAUAUCGCUCUUUUCAUUACUGUCUGGUCAGAGACGUAUAUGGCCUGCACGCUCUACCGGUGGAAGGAUCCCGUCGAUCAGAUCGGUUUCAUCAGCUAUUUCGUUUACAAUGGCGGCUAUGUUUUGUCUCUAUUCCUUGGUCUUCUCAUUGGUCACCUCGUAAGCGCCCCAGCUGGUGCUGGCGUUGGCUUUGGUAUCUUCAUCGGCUGCGCUGUCUUCACUGCCUUCUUUGGCAAGACUCCAUCUAUCCCUGCUCCCCGAUUCUGGGGAAACAAUGCUAUUCUCAGCCGCUUCUGGUAUGCGGCCUUUUACUCAGGCAACCAAAUCCGUCGCGAUCUCAACAACGCCAUCCUCGGGGGCAAGUCGAACUGGAAGAUCCAUUGGGUAUGGCCAAUUUGUCUCAAGUAUAUUACAGGCCCAGCUGUGGCUCUCGUGUUCUCCUUUGCCUAUCCCAAGUUCCUCAACAACUACUCCGAUGACCCCCCUUUCAUCUACAGCUUUGUUCUUAUGCACAUGGUUGUCAUUUUCAUCAUCGGUGCAUUCCUUGCCCCUCGCUUCCUCAACAUUCUUAUCCCAUCCCACCGUCUUGAUCGUGGUGAUGGAAAGUAUGAUGUCGCUCCCCAAAUGACCAUUGACAACCGCCCCAUCGUCGACAACGGUGGACUUGAGGGUGGCCACGCUGAUACUGAUGCUGCUCACCACAGCCCCAGCGCAGAUGGAAACAGCAUGGAGGCUGACAAGGGUGUCUUCCAACCGAAGGAUGAGUCCAGGAGGCUUGAGGCUCCUGUUGAGCCACGACAGUAG
This is a messenger RNA of Fusarium proliferatum ET1, 2088 nucleotides long. RefSeq lists its product as uncharacterized. Bases 1 to 2088 code for a protein of 695 amino acids. NCBI's taxonomy places the organism in Eukaryota, Fungi, Ascomycota, Sordariomycetes, Hypocreales, Nectriaceae. Gene Ontology annotation, cellular component: membrane. Gene Ontology annotation, biological process: sodium ion transmembrane transport. The transcript has 2 exons. The record is from RefSeq and is a predicted model, not a curated record.